AUGGCUUCGUCAACGCCAGAAACCUCCCUAACUGACAUGGAAACUACCACGGCAGAAGAUUCCACCAAUACCCGUAGCGACGGCUGGUUCACAGCCUACUACCGCGGGCACAAGUUGAGAGCGAUUCCAACCGCUGAAGUGGAUCUCACCACCGGCAAUCCCCUACAGCCCAGCCCACCGAUACCCCGUCCACAGAAAAAACCUCAGCGCCUACCCCCGCUGCCGAGGGGAGAAUUCAAAGUCGUCAUGCGCCCGCGAGACGGCCUCAACCUCUCCAAUUGGAAACCGUACCAGGUUGCCCAACACAUCAGCACGGAGGCUAAGAUCACCAUCGAGGAACUACACGCUGCAACCAAACUCCAACUCAAUCACGACCGCAACAUCGUGAUAGUAAGCACGGCCCACAUAGAGGUCGUUCAAGCCAUCACCCAGAUCCACCACCUACGACUUGGCGGGAAGGACUACCCAACAUACACGUACGUGGCCUCCCCGGACAACUCCAUCAAAGGGGUAGUCCACGACAUCGAACCGGGGUCCAGCCCCGAAAAACUCCUCCAUCACCUAGAGGCCCCAGGAUACAGGAUCCUGCAUGCCCGUCUACUGGGCAACACUGGCACGGCCCUCGUCACGUUUGAGGGACGCAAAAUCCCCCCGUACGUCCAGUACCAGAGCGCGCUUCAGCGCUGCUUCCCCUACCGGCCCAUCAGACAGGUUUGCACUAAAUGUCUGGUGGCGGGGCAUCGGGCCGACGUCUGCCCCACGCCGCACAUAAAAAUAUGCCUCAAGUGUGCAGUACCCAACCCCCCAACCGACCAUGUGUGCGCCCCGAAGUGCACCCAGUGCCACGGCGACCAUCCCACCAAUGAUACAAGCUGUCCGCAGCGGUUUGCCAAACCCCGAGCAACUCAGCGCGUCAGCCGCCCAAAAACAAUCUGCCACACCCUUAAAGAGGUUACAGAUAACAUCCGCGCCCACAACCAAAAAUUCGACCAAAUCCAGGCCGACAUUCAUGACUUAAAAGAAGCCAACCGGGAUUUCUACACCACCCGCAAAAAUAGGAAACGCGCUGCUCUUGCGCAGCACAUUGCCCAUCAGAAAUUCCCUCCAGAAGUGCUUGCCCUGCAGGAAACUGGUAUCAUCCCCACCCUAGCAGGCUACCAAGCCUUUACCUCCCCAGACCAUCCGCAGGUGGCCACGCUAAUUGCUAACCACAUCACGGCUAAGCAACACACCAUUGCAGGGACCUCAAUUGGACACGUUCUAGUUGAACUCCUCCCCACGCGCAGGCAUUCCCCCAGUCUUUUCGUACUUAAUAUAUACAGCCCUCCCAGUCACCGUAAAGACGCAUUUGAACGCAUAUUCUCGAGUGCUUUAACCUUAUCCCAACAAAAUCUUCUCAUUGUUGGCGAUUUCAACGCCCCACAUCAGGCUUGGGGCUAUCCCAAGGCCACGGCCAAGGGAAAUCGGCUAUACGAAACGAUAUGUCAACAUCAGCUCACCACCCUUACCGAUCCCUCUUGCCCGACGCGAACAGGAAACAGCAUCACAAGGGACACUUGUCCCGAUCUCGCCUUCGUAAAAUUCACCCCUCACGCGGAAUGGACGAACACAGAGGAAACCCUCGGGAGUGAUCAUUCCAUAAUUGAAAUUGAAAUCGCUCUCAAUUCGCAAAGAAAAGCCCUUCGGAAGCAGGCGCUUACUGACUGGGACGCCUUCCGAAAAGCGCGAAAGGACAAAAACUCCCCCUCACCUCCAGACUUCGAAUCUUGGCUCCAGCAACUAUGCGUGGACGCUAAAGAACACACAAAAUUACUUACCCUCACCCCAGAUACCCCAGCAGUAGAUCCAUACCUUCUCCAUCUCUGGGAGGCCAGGCGAGGCCUCCUUAAACGAUGGCGCCGCCAAAGGCUUAACCGCAAACUUAAAUUAAAAAUUGCUACACUGACAGAGGAGGCGUUCCAAUAUGCCUCCAAAUUAGCGCAAUCCAACUGGCACCAGGUGUGUGACAGGUUUCAGGGCACGUUGAGCACCGCGCGCACGUGGUCCUUCCUGCGGCACCUGCUCGAUCCCACCAAAGGCAAACGGCACUCAAGCCAGAUGCUCCGUAAAAUAAUCCACGAUCACCCCGGCACGAACGCUGAUAUUCUUCGGGACCUCACCGAGAGAUACAUUGGCCCAGCGAUCAACACAGACUACCCCAACUACAGGGGGUCCGCCAAUCCCGACCUGGACAGACCUUUCACGACAACGGAGAUCACCCAUGCUGUGCUUACCCUCACGAGAAACACGGCCCCUGGUAAAGAUGGAAUCCAGAACCGCCUCCUUCGCAACCUCGAUCCUGACUCUCUUGAAGACCUCACCACGUACUUCAACCAGAUCUGGGAAACCCACAAACUCCCGGAAGACUGGAAACAUGCUGAGAUUGUUCUAAUCCCAAAGCCCGGCAAACCACCCAGCCUGAACAACCUACGGCCUAUCUCCCUUACAUCAUGUCUCGGGAAACUGUUCGAGCACGUUGUGCUUAACCGUCUACAGCCCUUCCUCGAAGACACAGAAGCCUUCCCACACACCAUGUUUGGAUUCAGAGCCCACCUGUCCGCUCAAGACGUGCUUCUACAACUCAAAGAAGACCUCAUAGAUAAUAUAUCCUCCUGCAGCACCCAAGCUCUCCUCGCUCUAGACAUUAAAGGAGCUUUCGAUAACGUCAGCCACACCCUAAUUCUUCAGAACCUAGCCUCCACAGACUGCGGAGAGAAGACUUACAACUACAUAUGUAACUUCCUUGGCAACCGCACAGCGACCAUUGGCAUAGAUUCCAUCCGAACGGACCCUCUACCCGUCCCCAACAAGGGCACCCCACAGGGCUCCGUUCUCUCCCCCACACUGUUCAAUCUGGCCAUGCGCAAGCUGCCCGAACAGUUGGAGGAAAUCCCGCACAUCAGACACACCCUAUACGCAGACGAUCUCACCAUUUGGACCACCUCGGGGUCGGAGGGCUCCAAACAAGACGCACUACAAACCGCGGUAGACACCGUCCAACGAUAUCUUACUUCGGGCAACUUGCAAUGCUCGGCCGAGAAAUCAGAGCUACUCCUCCUGCAUCGCCGAAACAAGCGGCACCCCGACCAGAAUAGCAAUAUCGAACUCUACCUUGAUGGCAGCAUCCCCAUCCCGACGGUGCCAAGGCUCCGGGUACUUGGCCUCCAUCUGCAGGCAGACGGUAGGGCAAACUACACCAUACAAACCCUCCAAAAAACAGUCACCCAAAUCAUGCGCAUGGUGGGACGCAUCACAAACCGCAAACACGGGCUCAAGGAGACCGACGUGAUCCAGCUCACCCAGGCUCUCAUCACCAGCCGCAUCACCUAUUCCAUCCCAUACCUCAACUUAAACCAGGGUGAGAAGAACAGAAUAAAUAUCCUUAUCCGCAAAGCCUUCAAGAUUGCUCUGGGCCUGCCACUUUACGCCGCCACAGAUAAGCUCCUAGCCAUGGGCGUACAUAACACCCUUCAAGAGCUCAUACAGGCACACCUAGCCAGCCAGCAAGAACGGCUGGCCCUCACCCCCACCGGCCGCACAGUCCUCCAUAACUUACACUUCCCGAUACCCAGCUCGGUGCGGAACACGGUUCGCCUACCAACGGCCAUACGAGACCACAUUCAAGUGGCCCCGAUCCCCAAGAACAUGCAUCCCAUCCUUCACUCCGGCCGCCGCAUUGCCCGAGCUCGGGCCCUCCAACACAAAUAUAGCAGCAAGGCAGACACCCGUUUUACUGACGCUGCCAUGUACUCGGAUCAACCAGCGGCCGCAGUCAGCGUGAUAGACCACGAUCUAAAGACGGUAGUUACGGCCUCCAUCCGCACUAUCAAUCCAGUGGAGGCAGAAGAAACGGCCAUCGCCCUGGCAAUCGCCUCCGGCAAGGAAUACCUCAAUAUCCUCUCCGAUUCCCAAACCGCCCUGCGACGAUUCCGAGCGGGCAGGAUCUCACCAUGCGCUCUGCGCAUCUUAACAGACCUCAAAACCCCGCUUCCAGAAACGACGCUUAUCUGGACUCCUGGCCAUGAAUCUGUAGAUGGAAAUCGGCAAGCCCAUGCCGUAGCCCGAGCCUGUACACACCGGGUGCCACAAACAGAGGACCACAACACAAUUCUCAAAUUUAUUCCCGUACCCAACCAAUACUCUGAAAUCCUAAUUCAUCAACGAGGCGAGAGAUUUAGAUACCCCCCUCCACAUCGGAGCCUAACGCGGGAAGAGGCCGUGAUCUGGCGCCAACUCCAAUCCCACACCUACAGACACCUCGCCCUCCUCCACAAGUUUUAUCCCACUAUGUACCCUGCUAGCUGCCCACAUUGCUCAGGGUACCCCUCCUUAUACCACGUCACGUGGGCCUGCCAAUCCCACCCAUCCCUUCCCCCCAUCUCCUCCCCUUCCCCGGAGACUUGGGAAGCUGCGUUGCUCAGCUCGCACCCGGACGACCAGCGUAGUCUGGUUGAGCGGGCCAAGGCAGCAGCGGCCAGCACUGGAGCCCUGGACUAG
Ixodes scapularis (black-legged tick) is the source of this 4536-nucleotide messenger RNA. RefSeq lists its product as uncharacterized. Lineage: Eukaryota; Metazoa; Arthropoda; Arachnida; Ixodida; Ixodidae. Gene Ontology annotation, molecular function: catalytic activity; nucleic acid binding. The record is from RefSeq and is a predicted model, not a curated record. The transcript has 3 exons. Bases 1 to 4536 code for a protein of 1511 amino acids.